Messenger RNA from Orycteropus afer afer, 1551 nucleotides. RefSeq names its product solute carrier family 29 member 3 (gene SLC29A3). Lineage: Eukaryota; Metazoa; Chordata; Mammalia; Tubulidentata; Orycteropodidae. The record is from RefSeq and is a predicted model, not a curated record. Gene Ontology annotation, biological process: nucleoside transmembrane transport. The coding region runs from base 1 to 1551 and encodes 516 amino acids. Gene Ontology annotation, molecular function: nucleoside transmembrane transporter activity. Gene Ontology annotation, cellular component: Golgi apparatus; plasma membrane. The transcript is spliced from 6 exons.
AUGCAGUGUCCAUCUAUUCAGCACACAGUGGUGACUGGGAGCCGCUGUAGCGCUGCCUUUGUCUCUGCUCACUGCUCACUGGCUGUGAGGCCUUCAGAAGGCGGCCUGUGCUGGGAGCCAGAAGUGGCCAUUGUCUCAGAGGACAAGUUUCAUCGCAGUGCAAAUUCCACGUACAGAACUGGAAGUAGCUCUCUACCAGCUGACCAGGAGGCACUGCUGGGGAAUCUGCUGGACCCUCCGCCAUCUGGCCUGCAGAGGCCCGAGGACCGCUUCAACGGCACCUACAUCAUUUUCUUCAGCCUAGGCAUUGGCUCCCUGCUGCCAUGGAACUUCUUUGUUACUGCCAAGGAAUACUGGAUGUUCAAAUUCCGCAACUGCUCUCACUCAGCCACGCAGGAGAGUGCUAUGGGCUCAGAUAUCCAGAAUUACUUUGAGAGCUACUUUGCCGUUGCCUCCACUGUGCCCUCCAUCCUGUGCCUCGUGGCCAACUUCUUGCUUGUCAACAGGGUUCCAGUCCGUGUACGUGUCCUGACCUCCCUGGCCAUAAUGCUGACCAUCUUUAUGGUGAUGACCGUGCUGGUGAAGGUCGAUACCUCCUCCUGGACCCAUGGCUUCUUUGCUGUCACCAUGGUUUGCAUGGUGAUCAUCAGUGGCAUCUCUACCACCUUCACUAGCAGCAUCUAUGGCAUGACUGGCUCCUUCCCGAUGAGGAAUUCCCAGGCGCUGAUAUCAGGAGGUGCCAUGGGUGGGACCAUCAGCGCUGUGGCCUCGCUGGUGGACCUGGCAGUGUCCAGUGAUGUGACAGAUAGCGCCCUGGCCUUCUUCCUGACUGCGGACAUCUUCCUCGCACUUUGCAUCGGGCUCUACCUGUUGCUGCCCAGGCUGGAGUAUGCCAGGUACUACAUGCAGCCUAUUCGGCCAGCCCAUGUGUUUUCUGGUGAAGAGGAACUGUCCCGGGACUCCCCUAAUGCCUCUUUGUUGGCUUCCAGACCUAAUAAACCUCACAUACCACCCCUCUGUCCUAUCCUGAAGAAAACCGCCAGCCUGGGCUUCUGCACCGUCUACCUCUUCUUCAUCACCAGCCUCAUCUUCCCCGCCGUCUCCACUAACAUCGAGUCCCUCAACAAGGGCUCGGGCUCACUGUGGACCACAAAGUUCUUUGUCCCCCUCACCAUCUUCCUUCUGUUCAACUUUGCUGACCUCUGUGGCCGGCAGAUCACAGCCUGGAUCCAGGUGCCAGGGCCCAAAAGUAAAGUGCUCCUGGGGCUUGUGCUCCUCCGGACCUGCUUUAUCCCCCUCUUUAUAUUCUGCAACUACCAGCCCCGUGUGCACCUGAAGAUGGUGGGCUUCACAUCUGACAUCUACCCCAUACUCUUCACCUGUCUGUUGGGGCUCAGCAGUGGCUACCUCAGCACCCUGGCUCUCAUCUAUGGGCCGAAGAUCGUGUCUAGGGAGCUGGCUGAGGCCACAGGGGUGGUGAUGUCCUUUUACCUGUGUUUGGGUUUGCUGCUUGGCUCAGCCUGCUCUGCCCUGCUGGUACACCUCAUCUAG